Cottoperca gobio is the source of this 1708-nucleotide messenger RNA. RefSeq names its product cathepsin K (gene ctsk). The transcript is spliced from 8 exons. Gene Ontology annotation, biological process: proteolysis. The coding region runs from base 159 to 1151 and encodes 330 amino acids. NCBI's taxonomy places the organism in Eukaryota, Metazoa, Chordata, Actinopteri, Perciformes, Bovichtidae. The record is from RefSeq and is a predicted model, not a curated record. Gene Ontology annotation, molecular function: cysteine-type peptidase activity.
GCCUGGAAAGAAAAACUCCUCCUCAGACUUGGAGCUCCCUUUGCACUUCCUCUAACUCCAACAGAUAUAACCUCACACACUGACAGACUUUGAAAGCAGAGGAAGACGGUGUCGCAUUCAGAGAACAUCAGCAAACUCUUGGACUUUUGGACUUAAGGAUGUUGCAGUGUGUGUGUGUGUUGCUGCUGGCAGCCUCAGCUCUGAGCCACCUGGAUCAAAGCUCUCUGGACAGCCAGUGGGAAGAGUGGAAGAUUACACACAGGAGAGAAUACAACGGCCUGGAUGAAGAGGGGAUCCGCCGGGCCAUUUGGGAGAAGAACACGCUGAUGAUUGAAGCCCACAACCAGGAGGCAGCUCUGGGGAUCCACUCCUACGAGCUGGGCAUGAACCAGCUGGGCGACAUGACGUCAGAGGAAGUGUCCGAUAAGAUGACCGGCCUGCUGGUCCCGAUGAACCGCGAGCGCAGCUUCAGCAUGGUGCUGGACGACAGGGUGUACAAGAUUCCCAAAUCUCUUGACUACCGCAAGAAGGGCAUGGUGACUCCAGUGAAGAACCAGGGUUCCUGCGGCUCCUGUUGGGCCUUCAGCUCGGCCGGGGCCCUCGAGGGCCAGUUGGCCAAAGCGACUGGUAAGCUGCUGGACCUCAGUCCCCAGAACCUGGUGGACUGCGUCAAACAGAACGAUGGCUGCGGUGGAGGAUACAUGACCAACGCCUUCAAGUACGUUGAGGAAAACGGAGGCAUCGACUCUGAGGAGUCGUACCCGUACGUCGGAGAGGACCAGCCGUGCCGCUACAAUUCAUCAGGCAUGGCGGCGCAGAUCAAAGGCUACAAGGAGGUCGAAGAGGGCAAGGAGCAGGCGUUGGCAGCCGCUCUGUUUAAGGCCGGUCCGGUCUCUGUGGGCAUCGACGCCACGCUGGGAACCUUCCAGUUCUACCAGAGAGGGAUUUACUACGACCGCAACUGUAACAAAGACGACAUCAAUCACGCCGUGCUGGCAGUGGGCUUUGGCGUGAACGGCAAGGGGAAGAAAUUCUGGAUUGUGAAGAACAGCUGGGGCGAGACCUGGGGCAAGCAGGGCUACAUCAUGAUGGCGCGUAACCGCGGCAACCUCUGCGGCAUCGCCAGCCUCGCCAGCUACCCCAUCAUGUGAAGAGGACUAGAGACACUGCUCCACACACAACGCAGAGGUUCCUUCCGACAUGUCAGCGACAGUAACCCGGGUUUUAAACAUCUGUUUGAACUACAAGGAAAAGGAAUUAUAAUUGGAAUGAAUCUCUUAAAAAGGAAUAAAUGUUGUGUGAAGUCUUAGAUUGUAAUAGAGAACAUUUGGUUAUCUUCUUUGAAGCACUUUGAACCUCAGCUGUAUGUUGUAACAGCAGAGCUCCACACACAGACGCACCUCCAGGCAGGGCGCGCUGACGCCAGAACACAUGUUGGUGCCAAGUUAUAUCCAGACCCACCGGGCACAGCCAACAUGGCACAGCUGUCUGUUCGUCGGGGAACGUUUCAUUCCCUUUAGCUUUGAGUACAGUGUCUGUGUGUGUGUGUGUGUGUGUGUGUGUGUGUGUGUGUGAGGACGAACAGGACACGUUGCUGGGCAACGUUCCUCUACGACCGUCACCAUCUUUAUCUUGUGUUUUUGUUCAGCACUUUUCAGAUGAUCAAACUCUAAACUGCUGUUUUCUGUGAAUAAAGGUUCAUUUUGAA